Molecule: messenger RNA, 1400 nt
Organism: Hypoxylon trugodes
Lineage: Eukaryota; Fungi; Ascomycota; Sordariomycetes; Xylariales; Hypoxylaceae
Exons: 3
Coding region: 1-1386 (461 amino acids)
Molecular function (GO): oxidoreductase activity
Source: RefSeq, a predicted model, not a curated record
AUGUUUGACGUCGUUGUGGUCGGCGCCGGUUUCAGCGGUCUCCAAGCUGCUUACUCUGCACAACAGGCAGGCUUAUCUGUCGCAAUUGUAGAGGCCCGCAAUCGCAUCGGAGGGAAAAGUUGGUCAGUUCCAUUGUCAAAUGGACGUGGCGUCGCGGAUUUAGGGGCUGCAUGGGUUAGUGAUACGCUCCAACCGCGAAUAUGGUCAUAUAUAACACGUUUCAGUCUUCAAGAUAAGAUUGUUAAACAAAGGUUGGGGCAUACUGCUGUUUUGAUAACGGCCGACGGCAAAAGAAUCGAGUCACCACAAGGAAUUACACCAGAGUUCUCUCCGGAGGACAAAAAGAAUCUAGAGCGAAUUCGAGAUCAUAUCCAGGCAGAGUCCCUAAAGCCUAACGGCCUCCGUGUCGAGGAUGACAACAUAUCUCUAGACCAAUAUAUACGCAAUCUUGGAGCAGGCCCCCAGACAUUGGCCAUGGUGAACCUUUGGGUUCGCGUGAUGCAUGGGCUUGAGUCGACCGAAGAGUCGGCUGCUUGGUUCAUCGACUACUGUCGUUCUAAUCGGGGUCUACUGGCUAUUCGUGCUGACGACCACACUGGCGGCAAUUAUAUGCGCAUCUCCGUUGGCACGCAAUCCAUAGCCAAGGGCAUUGCCGGACUUAUCGGGCAUGGUAAAAUUCACUUAUCCUCGCCAGUCGUAUCUAUCGAAGAUAACAAAACCCACGUCACUGUGACUACUACCGAUGGCAAGUCCUUUAAGGCAAAGAAGGUUAUCGUUUCCAUACCUAGUACCAUGUACAAGGAACUCAAUUUCUCGCCUCCCCUGCCAGCAGCCGUCCAAGAGGUCACAAAUGCAACAAGGCUAGGACACUAUAAUAAGGCCAUCGUAUUUUACCAGCGACCCUGGUGGAGAGACCUAGGAUUUAAUGGUUUCAUUAUGAGCUAUAAAGGCCCUGCUUGUGUUGUCCGUGAUACAAGUGUCGAUGAUGCCGGUGUCUACGGUUUCACAUGCUUUGUCAACGGCCGUGAAGGCGAGAAGUGGGGUAAGAUGUAUCCUCAUGAGCGCCGGAAAGUUAUUCUCGACGAGUUAGCUGCUGCCUUCAACGUGGGGCCUGAUUCAGAGGCAUAUUGUCCUGUCGAGUUCUUCGAACAGAUUUGGCAGCACGAAGAUUUCAGCAGAGGUGCUCUAGCGCCCGUCACCGCGAUCGGCCACUACACCAAGUUCUCUCAUGUCUAUGGAAAGCCUGUAGGUAAUAUCCAUUUCGUCGGAACCGAAUAUUCGGAUGAUUGGAAGGGCUACAUGGAAGGGGCUCUUGCUUCCGGUGAGAAAGGUGCUAAAGAGGUGGUGGAGGCUCUAGACAAUCAAUUACCUAGAUCUAGGCUAUAAAAUGAGAAUAAAGA